AAUGCCAUAUUUGUUUCUUAACAUUAUUUCAAUACCGAUCAAACAUUUACCAAUUUCAAAUGAAAUUUACGGAAAAAUUAAGUGCCCAUUUAACACCGGAAUGGCGUCAACAAUACAUUUCAUAUGCAGAUCUGAAAAACAUGAUCUUAAAUGCCUUGGAAAAUGCUCCUCUAAAAGAAAUUUCCACCAGCCGCAUUCUGGACAAUUACUAUACAAAAUUCGAAGAAGAAUUCGCUAUAGAGUGUGAAAAUGAAUUACGUAAAAUAAAUACAUUCUAUGCUGAAAAAUUAGCCGAAGCCAGUAGACGUAAUGAUGUACUUUCUACCGUAUUAGAUGAGGUAAUCGGUGAGAGUCGUUUAAGAACACGAACAAUGUCACGCAAGAGUUUACAUCAGAAUACGAUAAAGAGAAGAUUGAGACAGAAAAAGUCAAAUAUAAUGGAUUUAAAAAACGGUUUUUGUGAAUUGUAUUUAAGUUUGGUGCUUUUGCAAAAUUAUAAAAUGUUAAAUUAUACGGGAUUUAAGAAGAUAUUGAAGAAACAUGAUAAGUUAUUGAAUAAUACAAAGGGACAAAAAUGGUUCGAUAAGAAUAUACCAACGGCCUAUUUUUAUAAAAAUAAUGAACUGGAAGAACUUAUGCUAGAGGUGGAAAAUAACUUUACAGAAUAUUUGGAAAAUGGAGAUCGUGCACAAGCUAUGAAACGCUUAAGAGUACCACCCCUAGAUGAAAUACAAGAAGUUGGUACAGUAUUUCGUGUAGGCCUCUUUUUGGGAGCUUUUGUAGUGCUGCUGUGCUUUAUCUUAAUACUAUCAUUUUUCGGCAAUUUAGAUAUAAAUUUCUAUACCGUACACGGUUUAAUAUUAUUUCGAGGUCCAUUUUAUGUGAUUAUGUACCUAUUUUUAUUGGGAAUUAAUGUUUUCAGUUGGCGUCGUGCUGGGGUUAAUCAUAUUCUAAUAUUUGAAAUAAAUCCCCGUAAACAUUUAAAAUAUUCUCAUUUAUUGGAAUUACAUGCAAUUUUUGGUAUUAUAUGGUGCCUAUGUGUAUUGGGUUUUAUUUAUGCUGAUUAUAUUAAAAUAUCACCUUUAAUAUUUCCAUUAUUAUUAAUUGUCAUAAUGUUUAUCUUUCUCUUUAAUCCAUUAUCCUUGUUUUAUCGAAAUGCUCGCUACUGGUUGUUAAGAUUAAUUGGUCGUGUCAUAUUGGCUCCGUUUUUUCCUGUGGGAUUUGCAGAUUUUUGGUUUGGUGAUCAAUUAAAUUCUUUGGUUGCUUGUCUUUUAGAUUUCAAAUAUUUAAUGUGUAUUUUUAUAAGUAAUUCUAAGUGGCAAGAAGAUUUUCCCUACAGCAAAUGUUUGGAGACUGAUUACAUUGGUAAUGCUAUUGUUCGUUGUUUACCUUCUUGGUUCCGUUUUGCUCAAUGUUUAAGGCGUUAUAGUGAUACCGGUCAGGUUCAUCCUUUUCUAGUGAAUGCAGGAAAAUAUACUGCUUCGUUUCCCAUGGUUGUGUUUUCAUCGUUAGCUGCGAAAUAUAAGGAUGACUACGACUAUAUCUUUGCAAAUCCUUUCAUAUGGUUUUAUAUCAUAUCGGCCAUUUUUCAAACUUGCUACUGUUGCUGUUGGGAUAUUUUAAGAGAUUUUGGUUUAUUUCAAACAUUUUCGGGAAAGAAUAUAUUUCUACGAGAGCAAAUUGUCUAUCGUCCGGCAUUUUAUUAUUUUGCAAUUGUGGAAAAUAUCAUAUUGCGUUUCUUUUGGGCUAUAUCUUUGUAUCUGAUAACAAAUAACUAUAUAAGUAGCUAUAAUAUGGAUUCCUUAGCGGGUUGUUUGGAAAUCAUCAGACGUUAUAUUUGGAAUUAUGUGCGUUUAGAGAAUGAGCAUUUAUAUAAUGUGGGACAAUUUCGUGCCGUGCGUGAUAUUUUCAUAGCACCCAUAGACACCAAGAAUUCCAUGGAAAUACAAAAAAUGAUGGAUGAAAAGAAUGGUGUGGUAAAUCGUGCCACCAAAAAUAGCAAUAUUUCUCUAACAGACGCAGAGGAAGAGUUAGAAGAUUAAUAGUGUUUAAAUAUACAAAAAUAUUUAUAUUUUAUAACAAAAUUAUUUUAAUUAAAUACAAUAACAAUGAAAAAAAGUUUAUAUUUAAGAAAUAUUAUCAGCUACUCCAGACACCAAAGCGGUGCCUCGUAAAAUCCAAAAAUCAGCCGGUAAGGCGG
Messenger RNA from Lucilia cuprina (Australian sheep blowfly), 2200 nucleotides. Its product is annotated as xenotropic and polytropic retrovirus receptor 1-like. The record is from RefSeq and is a predicted model, not a curated record. Gene Ontology annotation, molecular function: inositol hexakisphosphate binding. Gene Ontology annotation, cellular component: cytoplasm; Golgi apparatus; plasma membrane. Bases 60 to 2042 code for a protein of 660 amino acids. The transcript is spliced from 7 exons. Lineage: Eukaryota; Metazoa; Arthropoda; Insecta; Diptera; Calliphoridae. Gene Ontology annotation, biological process: cellular response to phosphate starvation; phosphate ion transport.